AGAGGACUGAUUAGCAGUGCAAAGCAGGGACGAAGAUACUUCCACAUGUUACAUCAAGAGGAAGAGGACAGAAAGAUAGAAGUGCAAGAGAACCUGCGACAGCUCCAUGAGAGAAACAAGACAGAGCCAAGGCCAUUCAGGGACUCUGACAGAGACAGUUCUGCAGAUGAAGAAGACAUCAGUACAUCCACUCAUAAAACAAGGUUCUUUCUCACAGAACUUGAAGUGCAGCAGAAAAAACAGAAGAAAUCAAUGAGCCGUCCAUUCACUCCUAUGCAUAACUGUCUCCUUUCCAAGCAAGUCCAUGAAGCAGACCCGGAAUCUCUCUUCCGUCAGCUCUGUGCCCUCCAUUGGUUGUUAGAAUCUUUAACAGAGCAGUCUGGCCUGAUGCGACCUGUAUCCACCUGCUGGAAUAUAAGAGAUCCAGGUGGCUGUAAAACAUCAUUUAAAAGAAUCAAUAAAGAAAAGGAAAUAGAAAUGAAGUGGGAGCAGUUUAUAAUGCCAGGAAAGGGUAAAAAGACAAGGGCAGAGAAUUCUCCGUGGUCACGUACCACGAGCACGCAAGUUAUCAUUCCUCAGCAUGUCUCGCUUUACUGGGCUUUCCAUCAACUGUCACACCAACCA
Staurois parvus is the source of this 624-nucleotide messenger RNA. The record is from the annotation of a GenBank genome assembly. Lineage: Eukaryota; Metazoa; Chordata; Amphibia; Anura; Ranidae.